Periophthalmus magnuspinnatus is the source of this 4037-nucleotide messenger RNA. RefSeq names its product estrogen-related receptor alpha (gene esrra). The record is from RefSeq and is a predicted model, not a curated record. NCBI's taxonomy places the organism in Eukaryota, Metazoa, Chordata, Actinopteri, Gobiiformes, Gobiidae. Gene Ontology annotation, molecular function: zinc ion binding; DNA-binding transcription factor activity; steroid binding. The transcript has 8 exons. Gene Ontology annotation, cellular component: nucleus. Bases 334 to 1635 code for a protein of 433 amino acids. Gene Ontology annotation, biological process: regulation of DNA-templated transcription.
CUGCCUCGGUAAAGAUCCAGGGGCGCUCAGACUACCUCGUCAGUGUUGGCAGCAGAAGAAGGUAAUUUAUAACGCCGCUGUACGGAUCGGAACAGACGGAUAAAGACAGCGGGUAGUCCUGUCGUGACUGAACACACAACUAAAGGACAUCUUAAGACCUACUGCGAUGCUGCCGAGGUGAUCUAAAUUGGUUAACCCGACGGUGGACUGGACUCACCUUUCAAGCGAGACUGCUAUGUUUCUGCACGCACCAAUGUCCUGACCUUCAAAACAAUCAUAUUUCACUGAGCUAUCAUUGGACAAAGCUGUCAUAAACUUUCUACCCCAGGCAUCAUGUCUUCCAGAGAGCGCCGUUCCGACGUGUACAUAAAGGCAGAGCCCAGUAGUCCAGAGGGUGGUGGAGGAGGACGCACCAGUCCCGGUGGAGCCUCCUCAGACUCAUCACAGAGUGGAGGUGGUGGGACUAGAGGAGACAGUGCUAAGCGGUACUCUCCUCCUCUCUACACACCAGCUUUACGUUGUCACUUUAAGGACGAAGGUGGUGAUGUAGCUGAAGAAGGCUCCACUGGAAAUGGGGCGGGCCGCUGCAAGUAUGCCCUCAGUACACUACCCAAACGGCUGUGUUUAGUUUGUGGUGAUGUUGCCUCCGGUUACCACUACGGUGUUGCCUCAUGUGAAGCCUGCAAAGCUUUCUUCAAGAGAACCAUCCAAGGUAACAUUGAGUACAGCUGUCCAGCAUCAAAUGAGUGUGAAAUCACCAAAAGGCGUAGAAAGGCUUGCCAGGCAUGCCGCUUCACCAAGUGCCUCAAAGUAGGCAUGUUAAAAGAGGGAGUUCGCCUUGAUAGAGUCAGAGGUGGAAGACAAAAGUACAAGAGACGACCAGAUGUGGAAAAUGCUACAUACCAGAAUGCCCCAUUGCCACUCACCAAGGAGAGUGAAAAAGGUUCCUCCAACAUCAUUGUGUCCCAUCUGCUUGUGGCAGAGCCUGAAAAAUUAUUUGCCAUGCCGGACCCACUGCAGCCCGACACAGCUCAGCGUACACUAACCACCCUCUGUGACCUGGCUGACCGAGAACUGGUCGUCAUCAUUGGCUGGGCCAAACACAUUCCUGGCUUCUUGUCAUUGUCCCUGGCAGACCAGAUGUCAGUGCUGCAGUCCGUUUGGCUGGAGGUGCUGGUUUUGGGUGUUGCGUAUCGUUCCCUAGGUUGUGAGGAUGAGGUAGUGUUUGCGGAAGACUUUGUCCUUGAUGAAGAGAUGUCACGAGCUGCGGGACUAACUGAACUAAAUGCAGCUAUUAGUCAACUGGCCCGACGUUUCCGCACCCUCAACUUGGACCGGGAAGAGUUUGUUAUGCUAAAAGCCAUUGCUCUCACCAACUCAGAUUCAGUUUACAUUGAGGACAUGGAAGCUGUGCAAAAGCUGCGGGACCUACUGCACCAAGCUCUGCUGGAGCUUGAAUGUCAGCGACGCCCAGACGACCCCCAGCGGGCAGGACGCCUCCUUUUAACAUUGCCUCUAUUAAGACAGACUGCAGGCCGGGCGCUCAACACCUUCUACAGCAUUAAGACGCGAGGAGGGGUACCCAUGCACAAACUAUUCCUGGAAAUGCUGGAAGCCAUGAUGGACUCUCCUUAGAGCAGAACAAAACUGAUUUUGUGAGACCAACAGAGAUAUUCAAGACGAUGAAGAAAUAACACUAGAGAGUAAUUAAGCAGCAGAACAUUCCCCUUUGAGCUGCUACAGUAAAAGUAGUCCAAGAACUUUGUUUUGGCUGCUUCUGGCGAGAUGGUCACCAUCAAAUUUCAUUAUGUGGCUUCUAAAUCAUUAAUACCAACUGAUGUAGGAACCCGACCUGACUACUACCGGUACUUUAUUUUGUGUUCACAACAAUGAACCACUGGAGGAGGCGCAAAUUGCAAUCAUUGCUGUUAAGACUUAUAAUAAUGCAAUCUCCUCAUAGAAGCCAUAGUAAAAUGUUUUAAGCAAAAGAGGGUCCAGUGAAGGGUCAGAUUGACAUGCACAUAAAGUGCUUGUGUUCACUGUAGAUUAGUGUGCCAUUGUAGGCAAAUUCAUAGGAAUUACUUGCAAUAUAGUAAAAGCAAUAUAAUGGCUUAAUUGUUGUCACAUUUAAAAUGUGGAUAAAAGAUUAGAUUUUCAUGUCCAUAUACAGUUGUUUACAACUGCUCAAGACUCCAAGAGCUGUUUGUUUGGGCUUGAAACGCUGGUUUAUAGAUGCAGAGCCUGUUAGCUCCGCUUUGAAAUCAGAGCUGUAAACCUUUUGUGUACAACAUAAUGCUUUAUAAAACUGUGCAAUUGAAGAGAUCUGUUGAUGUGCGUAUAAAUAUAAAAAAAAAAAAAAAUAUGCACAGAUAAUGAGUUCUACCCAUAGUAAUAUAUUCACUGUAGUUUCUAAAAAUCCCACUGCCAAACUGAAUAGGUGGAGGUGAUAUGCCCAACACAGUGACCCCUUGUGGAGGCAGGAGCUAAAUACCUGAAAGUUCUUUUUUUUUUCUUUUUUCAAAAUUUUAGUUUGAACAGCGGUACUUUUUGGAAUUUGUAUAAGUGUUGGUGACCAGUUUGGUGAGGCCUGUAUGUAUAAUAAACCCGUGAGGUUGUAACAAUUUUCUGCACCAAGUAAUGGAGCAUUUUAAAUUAGAACCCUCCUUUACAUUGCUCCAACAAACAUGUCUAUAAUGAGUUCAGGGCAACACACUUAAGUAAAACAAAAACUAUGAUCACUUUUAGAUGUUAACAUUGUGUCAUCCCUCAAAUCCCUCUUUCAGUUAGUUUUUUUCUCAUUAUGAGAGUUUCAAAUUACUUCUACAGCUAUUUGAUAUGAACAUCAGACAAGCGAUACUGUACGUAGAGGCCCAGGGGCCUGUAGUUAUUUAACCAUUCAUAGUUCCAUUUAAAUUGGUAGAAACAUGCAAUUUAUUAUGGAAAAAUAAAGCCAGCAGAUGUUAUAAAUGUCCCUGUUAUUUGUACUGUGUUCAUGCAACUUUUGGCGCACUAAAAUUUGUAUAUAAAACAACUAAACUGCAUUCACAUGAAGGUAUUUUUACUUGAGCAUGGGCACUGUUCUGGGGUUGGUACUAUGAUUAAGCUGAUCAAACUGAAUGUUUUGAAUUCAUUUUUUUUUUUUUUUUUUUAUGCAAGUUGUAUCUUUGUUGAACAUGAUUGUCUGGGAUCAGGCUACAGGGCUACCUCAGAGGGCAGUGUGCCAGAUGGCCAAACAACUAGUGUUUUUAUUUUGUUCAGGUAUUUGAUGUUUGGAAUACAUCUCUCAAGCUCUUGUUUUCAUUUCACAUAGCAUCUUCACUGAACAUGGUAUAAAAUAUUUCACAAAAUGUUGGCCUACAUUCUACAAUAUCUAAUAAGUUAUUCAGUGUAUAUUCUCGGACAGUAGCUCAGAGCACUGCAGGUCAUUUAUUACAAGCUCUAAACUACUGGGAAUCUUUCUUUCUUCUUUUUCUACUUUUAAUUUCACUUCCAUAUUUUCUUGGUCCCUACAACCAACAACAAAAUAAUGUUCACUGACACACAUCACAGGUUGGGUUUUUGGUAUCACUCAGAAUCCAGAUGUUGAGCCUGGUUCACUUUGUAUGUUGGGUGGGUGAGAUUUGAAGGGGGUAAACCAAGUCAUUUGUAGGGUCUAUAUAAUAUGUGCGCAUUAAAAUAAAUGAGCAAUACAAUAAUUUACCAAACCUCAUAUUCUUGUAUAGCAUCAGUGCAAAUUUAACAUGGCAAAGAAUAGCUACUUAAUAUGUAGUGCUUCAAAUCAAUGUUUGUACUUUGAAAGACUAUUUAAUUGAUUAAAUUCUAUUUUUUACUCAAUUUAAUGUUUUUGAACCUGGUUUAUUUUCUGUGUGGUAUUGGUUGUAAAUGUCACUGUGUAGGCAAUUUUAUUUGUUUGUUGUCUUUGUCUGAACAUGUUCACAUAAAAAUCACUGUGAAAAGUGAUCUCUAUCACUCUGUCACAAAGAGUGAGUUAUUUGUAGGUGCUUUGUGUUGUAAUAAAUUGGCACACCACCACAAUC